Messenger RNA from Penaeus chinensis, 1444 nucleotides. RefSeq lists its product as uncharacterized. The record is from RefSeq and is a predicted model, not a curated record. The transcript is spliced from 3 exons. NCBI's taxonomy places the organism in Eukaryota, Metazoa, Arthropoda, Malacostraca, Decapoda, Penaeidae. The coding region runs from base 1 to 1293 and encodes 430 amino acids.
AUGCUCACUCUCGAGGCACCACCUUCGACCGGCGUUGAGGUUUCGACUUUUGCUCUUCUCACUGUCUCUUGGAAGCUCCUGAGGAUGAAGGCACUGCUGCUGUCCCUCUUGGUGGGGUGUGUGUUGGGAGCCUCUGUGGAGCGACCGAGGCGUCAGGUCUUCGGUAAUGCCAUUGACCUGCAGUCUUCCCAGGGUUAUCUGCCGCCACGACCUGGCCCCGACUGCCAGCCCUCCACCGUCUACCGAACGCAGACGCAGUACUCCACCCAGGUCGUCCCCUCCACCGUCUACAACAACGACGUGCAGUACCUCACCCAGACCUCCGUCCGCACUCAGCAGGUCUACACCACAAUCUACUCCGAAGUCGUCCGCACUCAGCAAGUCCCGUCGGUGCAGUACCAGACAGUCACCGUCACUCGCACGCAGGACAACGUGCGCACACAGGUCAUCACUCUCCCACCUCAGGUCAGCUAUGUGACCCGCACACAGCAGAGCGUCAGGACUGAAGUUCAGUACCAGACCAGAUACGAGACCCGUACUCAGCAGGUCCCCACCACCAUCACCAGGAACGUUGUGUCCACACAAGUGGUACCUCAGCAGGUGGUCAGCACUAUCUACCAGACACAGACGGUUACCAGGACGCAGCAGGCACCAGGUCAGACGCGUACUGUCGUCAGCACUCAGUACAGCACGCAGUAUUCCACUGUGGUCGUGCCCGCACAGGACGUCGUCAGGACGACGGAAGUAGUCAGGACCAACGCCGUCACGCAGACCAUCACUCAGCCCGGCCAGACCCGCGUCGUCACCUCCACGCAGGUGGUCCCCGUCACCACAACCAUCUUCUCGCAGGUGGUUCUCACCAACACCCAGACUCAGUACGUGACACGCACACAGGUACAGCAGCAGGUGUCCACCGUCGUGCGCACGCAGCAGGUGCCGCAGUAUAACACCAGGACUGUCACAGUGCCUCAGCAGGUGGUGAGGACCCAGGUGUCCACCCAGGUGGUUCCCACAACCAUCUACUCCCAGCAGACAGUUCCUUCCGUCGUCAACCUCCCAGCCCAGACGCAAUACGUCACCGUCACACAGACGUCCGUCAUUACCCAGCAAGCUCCUGGUCAGACCCGCACCCAGUAUGUGACCAGUACAGUGUACAACACCAACCAGGUGACGUCCACCGUGUUCAACCAGCAGUACAACACCGUGACAGCCACCAGCACUGUCCAGCCCAAUUGCAACACCGGCUACAACUACCCCGAGCCAUCCCAGGCCUUCAAUCCCUUUGGAAAAUAAUCAUAAAAUGCCAAAUUUGUAAUGUAACUAAUAUAACUUAGGUGUGCUACGCAGUAGUGUGAAUAUACAUUUUGACAAUGUUCAUAUGAUAAGCUACAAGGAUCUUAUCAAAUGUACUUACGCUGUAUUUAAUAAAUUUUAUGUUUCCCAA